Ambispora gerdemannii is the source of this 444-nucleotide messenger RNA. NCBI's taxonomy places the organism in Eukaryota, Fungi, Glomeromycota, Glomeromycetes, Archaeosporales, Ambisporaceae. The record is from the annotation of a GenBank genome assembly.
AUGGCAACACAGUCUCUUCGCGUUGUUCCUUCUUCUCACCCAGGAGAAGGUUCCUCUUCGAAAAGUAUAGCAUCGACUGCAAAUUCUUUUGGUGUUCAUGAUACUUUUCGUCUUGGUACGAGGUCUAUUGCUAAUGAACUUUUGCCUAGUCAUCCUCUUGAAAGAAGACUUGACCAGUGGAAUCAAACUCAAAUAAACCUUAAACUCACUAUGGAAAGGCGAAUCUAUGGUAUCCAUGCACCAAUAAGACACCUAAUGGAAAGAAACAUUGUAUCAAAGGUUCAACGCGCACCAAUUUUACCCUCAUCCAAUUUAGCUUUAGACAUUCUCAUGGGUAAAGACGAGACGAUUGAAUUCGAUGAUUUCUUGAAUGAUCCAGAAUUAUCAAUUGAGCCAAUGGAUUUACAUGCUUCGAUGGAACAUAAAUUGGGAAUUAAGUUCUAA